Molecule: messenger RNA, 2076 nt
Organism: Jaculus jaculus (lesser Egyptian jerboa)
Lineage: Eukaryota; Metazoa; Chordata; Mammalia; Rodentia; Dipodidae
Product: fragile X mental retardation syndrome-related protein 1-like
Biological process (GO): positive regulation of translation; regulation of dendrite morphogenesis; regulation of alternative mRNA splicing, via spliceosome
Cellular component (GO): neuronal cell body; dendritic spine neck; presynapse
Molecular function (GO): translation regulator activity; mRNA 3'-UTR binding; protein homodimerization activity
Source: RefSeq, a predicted model, not a curated record
GCUUUCUACAAGGGAUUUAUCAAAGAUGUUCAUGAAGAUUCCCUAACAGUCGUUUUGGAAAAUAAUUGGCAGCCAGAACGCCAGGUUCCAUUUUAUGAAGUUCGAUUACCACCACCACCUGAUAUCAAAAAAGAAAUUAGUGAAGGAGAUGAAGUCGAGGUUUAUUCAAGAGCAAACGACCAAGAACCAUGUGGAUGGUGGUUAGCUAAAGAUCGGAUGAUGAAAGGAGAAUUUUAUGUCAUUGAAUAUGCUGCUUGUGAUGCCACUUACAAUGAAAUAGUCACGUUUGAACGACUUCGGCCUGUCAAUCAAAAUAAAACUGUCAAAAAAAAUGCUUUCUUUAAAUGCACAGUGGAUGUUCCAAAAGAUUUGAGAGAGGCGUGUGCUAAUGAAAAUGCACAUAAAGACUUUAAGAAAGCAGUAGGAGCAUGCAGAAUUUUUUACCACCCAGAAACCACACAGCUCAUGAUCCUGCCGGCCAGUGAAGCAACUGUGAAGAGAGUUAAUAUAUUAAGUGACAUGCAUUUGAGGAGUAUUCGUACCAAAUUGAUGCUUAUGUCCAGAAAUGAAGAGGCCACUAAACAUUUAGAAUGCACAAAACAACUUGCAGCAGCUUUUCAAGAAGAGUUUGUAGUGAGAGAAGAUUUAAUGGGUCUGGCAAUAGGAACACAUGGUAGUAACAUACAGCAAGCUAGGAAGGUUCCUGGUGUUACUGCCAUUGAGCUAGAUGAAGAUACUGGAACAUUUAGAAUCUACGGCGAGAGUGCUGAUGCUGUAAAAAAGGCCAGAGGCUUCUUAGAAUUUGUGGAAGAUUUUAUUCAAGUUCCAAGGAAUCUUGUUGGAAAAGUAAUUGGAAAAAAUGGCAAAGUUAUUCAAGAAAUAGUGGACAAAUCUGGUGUGGUUCAGGUAAGGAUUGAAGGAGACAAUGAAAAUAAACUACCUAGAGAAGAUGGCAUGGUUCCAUUUGUAUUUGUUGGCACUAAAGAAAGUAUUGGACAUGUGCAAGUUCUUUUAGAGUAUCAUAUUGCUUACUUAAAGGAAGUGGAACAGCUAAGAAUGGAACAUUUGCAGAUUGAUGAACAACUACGACAGAUUGGUUCUAGGUCUGAUAGUGGAAGAGGCAGAGGUCGUCGGGGCCCUAAUUACACCUCCGGUUAUGGUACAAAUUCUGAGCUGUCUAACCCCUCUGAAACAGAAUCUGAGCGUAAAGAUGAGCUGAGCGAUUGGUCAUUGGCAGGAGAAGAUGAUCGAGAGAGUCGACAUCAGCGUGACAGCCGGAGAUGCCCAGGUGGAAGAGGCACAAGUGUUUCAGGGGGUCGAGGUCGUGGUGGACCACAUGGUGGCAAAUCCUCCAUCAGUUCUGUGCUUAAAGAUCCAGGCAGCAAUCCAUACAGCUUACUUGAUUAUACAGAAUCAGAUCAGACUGCAGACACUGAUGCCAGUGAAUCUCAUCACAGUACUAACUGUCGUAGGCGGUCUCGUAGACGAAGGACGGAUGAAGAUGCUGUUGUCAUGGAUGGGAUGACGGAAUCUGAUACAGCCUCAGUUAAUGAAAAUGGGCUAGUCACAGUUGCAGAUUAUAUUUCUAGAGCUGAGUCUCAGAGCAGACAAAGAAACCUUCCAAGGGAAACUUUGGCUAAAAACAAGAAAGAAAUGGCAAAAGAUGUGAUUGAAGAACAUGGUCCUUCAGAAAAGGCAAUAAAUGGUCCAACUAGUGCUUCUGGCGAUGCAAUUCCUAAGCUACAGCGUACUCCAGGUGAAGAAAAGAUUAAUAAUACCUUAAAAGAAGAAAACACUCAAGAAGCAGCAGUCCUGGAUGGUGUUUCAUAAACUGAAGAAGUUCCUAGUUUACAGUUCUUUUCCAUUACAUUUACAAUAGUGCUUGUACAAGCUUGCCAAAGAUAGAAUAUGGAUCGCCAGUCUUUACAUCGCACUUUCAGUUCCUCCAUUUGGAAUUCAGAAAGGGGAGGGAUCCUGAAGAAAUCAUAUGUUAAACAUACUUUGACACCUACUGUGUUAAAAAUAUCAUCAGAUGUGCCUUGAGAAUAGUAUAUGUAACAUUAAAAAAAGUUGCUG